Messenger RNA from Erinaceus europaeus (western European hedgehog), 1530 nucleotides. RefSeq names its product basic proline-rich protein-like. The record is from RefSeq and is a predicted model, not a curated record. NCBI's taxonomy places the organism in Eukaryota, Metazoa, Chordata, Mammalia, Eulipotyphla, Erinaceidae.
AUGGAGUGGACGCUCUGCCUGGGGAGCAGAUGUGACCGCGGGGCCAGGGAUGCCUACCUGCCACAAGCCGUGGGGACAGCUGGGGCCCUGCCUGACCGCUUCCCCAGUCCACCCCACCCCGUCACCGCCAGGGCCCUCUACUCUGGGUCUGCAACCCCCCAAGGCCCUCCAUCUCCCCCAGACCCUCCCUCUCCCCCAGACCCUCCCUCUCCCCCAGACCCUCCCUCUCCCCCAGACCCUUCUCCCCCAGACCCUCCCUCUCCCCCAGGCCCUCCAUCUCCCCCAAAGAACCCCCAGGUCCUCCAUCUGCCCCCCAGACCCCCCAUCUGCUCCCCUGUGAACCCUACACCCUCCAUCAGCCCCCCAGACCCUCCCUAUCCCCCAGACCCUCCAUCUGCCCCAGACCCUCCCUCUCCCCCAGAACCUCCCUCUCCCCCAGACCCUCCCUCUCCCCCAGACCCUCCCUCUCCCCCAGACCCUCCAUCUCCCCCAGAACCUCCAUCUCCCCCAGACCCUCCGUCUCCCCCAGACCCUCCCUCUCCCCCAGACCCUCCCUCUCCCCCAGACCCUCCCUCUCCCCCAGACCCUCCAUCUCCCCCAGACCCUCCGUCUCCCCCAGACCCUCCCUCUCCCCCAGACCCUCCAUCUCCCCCAGACCCUCCCUCUCCCCCAGACCCUCCAUCUCCCCCAGACCCUCCCUCUCCCCCAGACCCUCCCUCUCCCCCAGACCCUCCAUCUCCCCCAGACCCUCCCUCUCCCCCAGACCCUCCAUCUCCCCCAGACCCUCCCUCUCCCCCAGGCCCUCCCUCUCCCCCAGACCCUCCCUCUCCCCCAGACCCUCCCUCUCCCCCAGACCCUCCCUCUCCCCCAGACCCUCCCUCUCCCCCAGACCCUCCCUCUCCCCCAGACCCUCCCUCUCCCCCAGACCCUCCAUCUCCCCCAGACCCUCCCUCUCCCCCAGACCCUCCCUCUCCCCCAGACCCUCCAUCUGCCCCAGACCCUCCCUCUCCCCCAGACCCUCCCUCUCCCCCAGGCCCUCCAUCUCCCCCAGACCCUCCAUCUCCCCCAGACCCUCCCUCUCCCCCAGACCCUCCCCCUCCCCCAGACCCUCCCUCUCCCCCAGAACCUCCCUCUCCCCCAGACCCUCCCUCUCCCCCAGACCCUCCAUCUGCCCCAGACCCUCCCUCUCCCCCAGACCCUCCCUCUCCCCCAGACCCUCCAUCUCCCCCAGAACCUCCCUCUCCCCCAGACCCUCCCUCUCCCCCAGACCCUCCCUCUCCCCCAGACCCUCCCUCUCCCCCAGACCCUCCAUCUCCCCCAGAACCUCCCUCUCCCCCAGACCCUCCCUCUCCCCCAGACCCUCCCUCUCCCCCAGACCCUCCAUCUCCCCCAGACCCUCCCUCUCCCCCAGACCCUCCAUCUCCCCCCAGACCCUCCCCCAGACCAUCCCCCUCCCCCAGACCCUCCCUCUCCCCCAGACCAUCCCCCUCCCCCAGACCCUCCAUCUCCCCCAGACCAUCCCCCUCCCCC